Serpula lacrymans var. lacrymans S7.9 is the source of this 889-nucleotide messenger RNA. RefSeq lists its product as uncharacterized. The coding region runs from base 110 to 796 and encodes 228 amino acids. The transcript has 3 exons. Gene Ontology annotation, cellular component: cytoplasm. The record is from RefSeq and is a predicted model, not a curated record. NCBI's taxonomy places the organism in Eukaryota, Fungi, Basidiomycota, Agaricomycetes, Boletales, Serpulaceae.
AAGGAGCAUGGACUGCCUUGUCCUCGAAGAUGCUAUCCACCGGACUUGUCCGACGAGAAUAAAGCAAGGGCUCUAAUCCACCUUGUCUUCCAUAUCGACAUUCCACACCAUGGCUUCCCCCCCAUACACUAUCAUCGGUACUCCCUUCAGCACUUUCACCCGGUCCAUCACACUGGGCAUGACCCACAAGGGUCUGAAAUUCAACCAGGUUCGCGUCACACCCCACUCUGAGACAGCCUACGAAAAUCACCCUUUUGGAUUCCUGCCCACGCUCAUCAUCCACGAGAUCGAUGGCAAAAGAGUCGAUCUCAAAUUGCGAGAGAGUCAAGCAAUUGCGCGAUACAUUGACAGAGUGGCACCUGAACCAAGUUUACACAUAUCCGCAGGUGAUGGUCGUUCCAUCAUCACAGAGCAGAUGUGGGAAUUUGUCAGCCUUACAGGGGCGCAUGAAUUCCCAGCAGUCGAGGGCGGUGUCGUGAAGCCUCGUGUCGCGGCGAACGAUGAAGGAAAACUGACAGAUGCUGAAAUUCGUGCUAAAAUUGACCCAGGUGUCACGAAACUCCGGAAGCAUCUUGCACUGAUGGAGGCGUUGAUGGCUCCAGAAGGAUUUGUCUUUGGAGAGACGUUGAGUUGGGCAGACUUUUUCCUCUUUCCACUCUUAGCAGACUUGAGAGCCGUACCUGAAGGAGAGCUCCUUAGUGAUCGGCUCAGACAGUGGAUGGCAAAGAUGGAUGAGUUGGACGCUGUGAAGGCUACCUCCGCCGGAACACUGUCUGUCGGAGCAAGACCCCCUUAAAAUAACUCAGGCAGAUCAGGAGCAGCGCAGUGUGGCGCAAAAGACAUGAGUUUAUUAGUCGUGUAACAUCAUAGAAUUACGUGCCUCGUUACG